GCCACCAUGCAGGUGAAGAAGUACCUGCUGAAGUGCCUGCACAGGCUGCAGAAGGGCCCCGGCUACACGUACAAGGAGCUACUGAUCUGGUACUGCAACAACACCAACACCCAUGGCCCCAAGCGCAUCAUCUGCGAGGGGCCCAAGAAGAAGGCCAUGUGGUUCCUGCUCACGCUGCUCUUUGCCUGCCUCGUCUGCUGGCAGUGGGGCGUCUUCAUCCAGACCUACCUGAGCUGGAAGGUCAGCGUCUCCCUCUCCAUCGGCUUCAAGAACAUGGACUUCCCAGCCGUCACCAUCUGCAAUGCCAGCCCCUUCCAAUAUUCCAAAGUCCAGCAUUUGCUGAAGGACCUGGACGAGCUGAUGGAAGCAGUCCUGGAUCAGAUCCUGGCUCCUGAGCCGAGCCGUGAAAAUGCCACCAGGACCCUCAACUUCACCAUCUGGAACCACACCCCGCUGGUCGUCAUCGAUGAGCGGGACCCCCGCCACCCACUGGUGCUUGACCUCUUUGAGGUGAACAGCAACAGCUCGGACAACAGCAGUCCAGCACCAGGAAGAAUCUGCAAUGCUCCCGGGUGCAAAGUGGCCAUGAGACUGUGCAGCUCCAACGGAACCGUGUGCACCUUCCAGAACUUCACCAGCGCCACGCAGGCCGUGACGGAGUGGUACGUCCUGCAGGCCACCAACAUCUUCUCCCAGGUACCCCGGAAGGAGCUGAUGAAGAUGGGCUACCCCGCGGAGCGGCUGAUCCUGGCCUGCCUGUUUGGGGCCGAGCCCUGCAGCCACAGGAACUUCACAUCCAUCUUCUACCCCGAUUAUGGCAAUUGCUACAUCUUCAAUUGGGGCAUGACGGACAAGAUCCUGCCUUCGGCCAACCCUGGGGCUGAGUUUGGCCUGAAGCUGAUCCUGGACAUAGAUCAGAAAGACUACGUGCCCUUCCUCACGUCCACGGCCGGGGCGCGGCUGAUGCUGCAUGAGCAGAAGUCUUACCCCUUCAUCAAGGACGAGGGCAUCUACGCCAUGGGAGGGACAGAGACAUCCAUCGGGGUGCUGGUGGACAGACUGGAGCGCAAAGGCAAACCCUACAGCCAGUGUACCAUGAAUGGUUCCGACGUCCCUGUCAAGAACCUCUACAGCAACUACAACACCACCUACUCCAUCCAGGCCUGUCUUCGCUCUUGCUUCCAAGACCACAUGAUCCAAAACUGCAGCUGUGGCCACUACCUGUACCCACUUCCCUCUGGGGAGAAAUACUGCAACAAUCAGGACUUCCCGGACUGGGCCUACUGCUACUCAGCGCUGCGGAGGAGCGAGAGCCAGAGGGAGGCGUGCAUCAGCAAGUGCAGUGAGUCCUGCAACGACACCAAGUACACGAUGACCAUCUCCAUGGCCGAGUGGCCUUCCGAGUCCUCAGAGGACUGGGUUUUCCAUGUCUUGUCUCUGGAGCGGGACCAACAGCCCAAUAUCACCCUGAGCAGGAAGGGAAUUGUCAAGCUCAACAUCUACUUCCAAGAAUUCAACUAUCGGACCAUCCAGGAGUCAACAGCUAAUAACAUCGUCUGGCUGCUGUCCAACCUGGGGGGCCAGUUCGGCUUCUGGAUGGGCGGCUCGGUGCUGUGCCUCAUCGAGUUCGCGGAGAUCAUCAUUGACUUCGUGUGGAUCACCAUCAUCAAGCUGGUGGCCCUCUCCAAGAGCCUGCGGCAGAGGCAGGCCCGCGCCCGCUACGAGGGCCCGCCGCCCACCGUGGCCGAGCUGGUGGAGGCCCACACCAACUUCGGCUUCCAGCCUGACGUAGCCGCCCAUGGUGCCAGCGCUGCAGCCUACACCGACGAGCAGACCCUGCCCAUCCCGGGCACGCCGCCCCCCAACUACGACUCCCUGCGCCUUCAGCCAUUGGACAUCAUUGAGUCAGACAGUGAGGCUGAUGCCGUCUAG
This is a messenger RNA of Elephantulus edwardii (Cape elephant shrew), 1932 nucleotides long. Its product is annotated as amiloride-sensitive sodium channel subunit beta-like. Gene Ontology annotation, cellular component: membrane. NCBI's taxonomy places the organism in Eukaryota, Metazoa, Chordata, Mammalia, Macroscelidea, Macroscelididae. Gene Ontology annotation, biological process: sodium ion transmembrane transport. The record is from RefSeq and is a predicted model, not a curated record. The transcript is spliced from 12 exons. Bases 7 to 1932 code for a protein of 641 amino acids. Gene Ontology annotation, molecular function: ligand-gated sodium channel activity.